AUGCUGCCUCGCUGUCCUGUCUGGAUUUCCUGCAUGAUGCUUGCAAGCUACACCACAGUACAGGUGCGCAGUCAAGGCUCAAACCGGCUGAAGCUAACAGUCCUUUCUGAAGACAGGUUGCAGAUGAAAUGGAAAGAAACAGAGGGAAAUACCAGUGGAUACAAGGUCCGGGUGAAGCCCAUGGCAGGUGACUCUGAGCAGGAGGUCAUGUUAAAGACCAGAACAGCUAAAGCAACAGUGGGGGGCCUGAGUCCCACAAAAGAAUACACGCUGCAAAUCUACACUCUGAAUGGUUCUCAGGAGGCCCUGUUUGUCAAGAGGAAAUUUGUGAUUGAAGAGCUGAAAAACCUCUCCCAAGCUAGAAGUAGCAGAAGGAACCCAACAGGUGCCCCAGAAAAGGUGGAGGCGUCACUUGGGAGCACAGCAGCUGGAGACAUCCAGUCAACUGAAGCCACAUCAGCAGCCACUGGCGAAGCGUCAACCCUGACAAUUUCUCACUUCCAGUGUGAUGCUUCCACUGCGACUGAUAUCAUCCUGCUUGUGGAUGGAUCCUGGAGUAUCGGCCGCAACAAUUUUGGGCUCAUCAGAGAAUUCCUGGCUGCUCUGGUUGCACCUUUCAGCAUUUCCCAGGACAAGAUCAGAGUAGGCUUAUCCCAGUACAGCAGUGACCCACGCACGGAAUGGGACCUGAAUACCUACUCCACCCGGAAUGAGGUGUUAGAGGCUCUUAGGAGCUUGCGCUACAAGGGGGGCAAUACCUUUACAGGGCUAGCACUGACCCAUGUUUUAGAACAAAAUCUGCAGGCUGAAGCUGGUGCCAGAUCAGAGGCCCCCAAAAUGAUCAUCCUCUUGACGGAUGGCAAAUCUCAGGACAAUGCCGGCCCAUCUGCAGAGACCUUGAAGAAGAUGGGAAUAAAGAUAUUUGCUGUUGGAGUGAAAAAUGCCGAUGAAGCAGAGUUGCGCCAGGUGGCUUCCGAACCAUUAGAGAUGACUGUUUACAAUGUGCUGGAUUUCCCUCUUCUUAGUUCUCUGGUCAGUCGCCUUACCAGGGUCUUGUGUAGCUGGAUCAAGGAGAAGAACAAAGACAAGAACAGAGGUGACCCAAUAAAAGCCAUCCCAGGGAAUGCUGGUGCACACCUGAGCCCCACCAAUCUUGUCUUAAAGGAGGUGACUUCCAGGAGUCUGCGCCUCACCUGGAACCCUCCUGUGAUACCACCCAAAAAAUACAGGGUAGUUUAUUACCCCUCCAGGGGUGGCAUUCCCAAAGAGGUGGUUUUAGAUGGGGCGGCCUCCACAGCACAGCUCCUCAACUUGACGUCCCACACAGAAUAUCUGGUUUCAGUGUUUCCGAUUUAUGAGAACGCUGUUGGAGAUGGACUCAGAGGCAUCACCUCGACGUUGCCUCUCUCUGCACCCCGUUCCCUCAGAGCUUCCGAAGUCAGUCACAACAGCAUAAAACUAAUCUGGGAACCAGCAGAUGGCGCUACUCAGUAUCUCAUUCUCUGCUCCUCAGCCCCAAAUGGUGCAGAAGAUGACACCAAAGAGGUGAAAGUAGAGCAGCCUGAAGUGCUGCUCGGAGGUUUGUCUCCCAGCACCGAGUACUCGCUAGCGGUGUAUGCGAUGCACGGAGAAGAUGCCAGCGAUCCAGCCAGUGUUCAGGAAACCACCUUGGCCUUGAGUCCUCCCAAACAUCUGCAUUUCUCCAACAUCAGCCACGCCUCAGUGAGGGUCAACUGGGAGGCUGCUUUCCAUGCUGUGAAAAUGCACCGUGUGACAUACAUCUCAAACAGGGGAAGCAACACCGGAGAGGUGGAAGUGCUCGGCAACGUCUCGUUUGCUGUGCUGAAGCCUCUGUCCUCACUGACACAGUAUUUCGUCAGUGUGAUUUCUGUUUAUGACGAAGGCGACUCCUUUCCAGUAACAGGCAAUGUUACAACAUUAAAGGUGCCACCGCCGAGCCACCUGAAGGUCACCGAGCUCUCAGGGAGUGAGGUCCGGCUGGAAUGGGAAGCGUUGGCUGCCCCCGAUGUAGUCGUCUACCAAAUCAAAUGGAACGUUCUUGGGGAAGAAAGAGCACAGGAGCUGUCUGUUGCUGGAAACCUGGCCUCUUCUAUUUUGUCUGGGCUGAAAAAGAACACCGAAUACCAGAUCUCAAUUUGGGCAUACUUCAAAGAUGGGGCUCGGAGUGACACUGUCUCCAUACGGCACAGAAUGACUGCCAAGAACGCACCCACAAAUUUCUUUGUCGACUCCGAAACCCCCAGCAGCCUUCAGGUCCGCUGGAAUCCACCCGAGGGAGCCGUCCAGCACUACAGACUCACCUACGCGCCAGAAAGUGGCAACAAGCACCAAGAAAUGAUCACUGUUUCUGGCAGAAGCAGAUCCGUCAUCCUUCACGCGCUCCUACCAAAUAGGUUAUACACUGUGACGAUUUCUGCAGUCUAUGUUACGGGAGAAAGUGACCCCAUAUCUGCUACUGGACGUACAGCUUCUGUCUUGGCCAGACUGCCUGUGACAAGAGAAUUGGUCCCCUUCAAGAGUGAGGAUUGUCCUGUGCUUGACUCCAUGGAAGGCUCCCUGCAAGGUUUUGACAUGAUGGAGGCCUUUGGACUGACAGAAAAGGAAUAUGCCUCCAUCCGAGGGGUGGCUGUGGAGCCCUACAUCUUCCUGGGGACUCACACGUAUACCCUCUUCAGGGAUAUCCAGCUAACCCGGAAAACAGGUGAAGUCUUUGUCUCUGGAAUUCCAGCUGAAUUCACAAUCACCUUCCUUCUCCGCCUUCUGCCAGAAAGUCCCCGGGAAGCCUUUGCUGUAUUGCAGAUAACAGAUGAGGACUUCCAGCCUCUUCUUGGCAUCAUACUUGAUCCCAAUAAGAAAUCCUUGAUAUAUUUCCAUCGUGACCAUGAGACUGAUAUAGAGGAAGUCAUCUUUGACCAGCAGGAAGUGAAGAGGAUCUUCUAUGGGAGCUUUCACAAGGUGCACAUAUCAGUGAGCCGGUCCAGGGUCAGUCUCUAUAUUGACUGCAGGAGAACAUCAGAGAAGCCACUUGGAACCUCCGAGGACAUUUCAAUGGCAGGCUUUGUCAUGCUGGGAAAACUGACGAGGACACGGGGCCCCCGGAGUGGGUCAGCAAUGUUUCAGCUGCAGUCUUUGCAGAUCGUGUGCAGCAGUUUGUGGGCCGAAGAGGACCGAUGUUGUGACGUCCCAGCACUGAGAGACGAAGAGGCCUGUCCCAGCCUGCUUCCGUCCUGCAGCUGCACUUCAGGGGUCCUAGGCCUGCCAGGACCUCCAGGCGCUCCGGGCAGUCCUGGAAGGAGAGGACCUCCAGGAGAACAGGGUGAGCCAGGCCCUAAGGGUGAGCCGGGUCCACCUGGGCAAGUUGGACCUGAAGGUCCAGGGGGACAGCAAGGGACACCAGGUUCCCAGGGACUGGCUGUGCAGGGCCCCAUUGGACCCCCAGGCAUCAAAGGAGACAAAGGCGACAAUGGCAGCCCAGGGUUGCAGGGCAUGAUGGGUCCCCGGGGAGCUCCAGGGAAAGAUGGAAUUCAAGGAUCAAAGGGAGUCCGAGGACUCGAAGGCACAGCUGGGCCUCCAGGACCCCCAGGGCCGAGGGGUUUCCAAGGCAUAGCAGGUGCCCGAGGAAGCGCUGGGGAGAAGGGUCCCCCCGGAGAGGUUGGACCGACUGGGCUGCCUGGUCCAAAAGGAGAGAGAGGAGAGAAAGGUGAGGCACAGUCCUUAACUACAAUCUAUCACCUAGUCCAUCAGGCCUGUGAGCGCCUGAUUCAGUCUCAUGUGCUGAAGUUUGACUCCUUCAUCCAUGAGCAUUCCCGGAAGCCUGUUCCCAUCUGGGAGGACAAGGUGAAGGUUGGCGAGCCUGGGCCUCCAGGUCUACCUGGGCCCCCUGGCAUGAAAGGAGAAAGAGGAGAAGUUGGAAUGCCCGGUCAACCAGGCCGAGAUGGAUAUCCAGGAGAACGAGGUGCUCCUGGACCCAAGGGGGAGAAAGGUUUUCCAGGACCAAAUCAGGAAGGCUCUCAAGGACCUAAAGGACGAACAGGUCCAGCAGGGGAAGAGGUAAUUGGCAAGCAAGGCUCAAAGGGGGCUCCUGGAAGCACGGGCCCCCCUGGGGUUCCUGGGGCUAGAGGCCAUUCUGGAGACCCUGGUCCUGCAGGUGGCUGCAUCCUUUCAGGAUGCUAUGAAGAAAGUACCAGAGAUGCAGGGCUGAUCCCCUAAUGAUGGAUGUCCAGGUUGCUGCAGACCCCGACCCAACAUCCUGACUAUAAACUCCUAUAUACACAAAGACCUGCUGUGACAAGAAGUUGCAUC
Messenger RNA from Varanus komodoensis (Komodo dragon), 4323 nucleotides. It is a transcript of the gene COL20A1, whose product is annotated as collagen type XX alpha 1 chain. Gene Ontology annotation, molecular function: protein binding. Bases 1 to 4230 code for a protein of 1409 amino acids. The record is from RefSeq and is a predicted model, not a curated record. The transcript is spliced from 38 exons. Lineage: Eukaryota; Metazoa; Chordata; Lepidosauria; Squamata; Varanidae.